AUGAGUUCCAACGAAGCAACUAUCACUUUACCAAAUAAUAAGACCAUUAAAACUCCCACCGGUUUAUUUAUUAAUAACGAAUUUGUCGACUCGGUUGAUGGGAAACGUUUUAAAACCAUUAAUCCCGCUACCGAAAAAGAAAUUACCACGGUAGCUGAAGCAUCGGAAAAAGAUGUAGAUUUAGCAGUAGAUGCUGCCGAAAAAGCCUUUAAUGAUGUUUGGCGAAAUGUUACUGGAGCUCAAAGAUGUAAAUUGCUUAAUAAAUUAGCAGAUUUGAUGGAACGUGAUUUGGAUGAAUUGGCUGCUUUAGAAUCUUUGGAUAAUGGUAAAACUUACAAAGAAGCUAAAGAAGAUGACGUUCCAGAUUCAAUUGAUGUUUAUAGAUAUUAUGCUGGGUGGUGUGAUAAGAUUCAUGGAAAGACUUUUGAAUCGCAAAAAAAAUUCAGUUACACUCGACAUGAACCUAUUGGUGUGUGUGCUGCAAUCAUUCCAUGGAAUUUUCCUCUAGUGAUGCAAGCCUGGAAAAUGGGUAACACAAUUGUGCUUAAAUCUUCUGAAUAUACUCCCUUGACUGCAUUAAAAGUUGCUGCUUUGAUUAAAGAAGCCGGAUUUCCGAAAGGUGUUGUCAAUAUUUUGAGUGGAUAUGGUAAACCUACUGGAAGUGCUAUGGGUUCUACUGUGACAGGAAAAUAUAUCUUAAAAGCAUCAUCUGAAAGUAAUUUGAAAAAAGUAACUUUGGAAUUAGGAGGAAAAUCUCCCAAUAUCAUAUUCGCCGAUGCCGAUCUUGAAGAAGCAAUUAAAUGGGCCCACACGGGAAUUUUCUAUAAUCAUGGUCAAUGUUGUACGGCUGGUUCAAGAGUUUAUGUCGAAAAUUCUGUGUAUAAUGAAUUUCUCAAUAAAUUUAAAGAAUAUACGAAAAAUAUGAAAAUUGGCGAUCCAUUCGAAAGUGAUACUGAUCAAGGACCAGUUGUUUCUAAGCAACAAUUUGAUAGGGUUAUGGGUUACAUCGAAACUGGAAAAAAGGAAGGUGCUACUUGUUUGAUGGGAGGUGAUAGACAUGGAAAAGAGGGAUAUUUCAUUAAACCAACCAUUUUUACUGAUGUGAAAGAAGAAAUGACCAUAAUGCAAGAAGAAAUUUUUGGUCCCGUGGUGGCAAUUUCAAAGUUUAAUACGAUUGAAGAAGUUAUUGAAAAAGCUCAUAUGACCACCUUUGGUUUGGCUGCUGCCGUAUUCACAAAAGAUAUUUCACGUGCUAUCAAGAUUUCUAACGAGUUGAAAGCUGGAACUUAUGCGUUAAAAGAAUAUACUCAAGUAAAGACUGUUCAAGUUAAUUUGGAGAUGACUGUGUAA
Molecule: messenger RNA, 1350 nt
Organism: Diversispora eburnea
Lineage: Eukaryota; Fungi; Glomeromycota; Glomeromycetes; Diversisporales; Diversisporaceae
Source: the annotation of a GenBank genome assembly